GGCGGCGGCGGAGGCGGGAGACGGCCCGGACCGCCCCGGGAAGAUUUGUGAUAAGCACAGCCUGCGCUUCGUCAGGACCCUGUUUGGAGUCUCCAUGUUGUCCUAUCUGGAUGAAACUGAUCUGAGAAGAAGGUGGGGACAUUCUGUUUGGGCUAAGCACUUCCAGUAAACUCUUGGCUGAAAAAUUCAGGUGUGUAUCCAUCGGGAAGCAAGAGAGGUAAAGGCUAAAUGGAUCUAAAGACAGCAGUCUUCAACGCUGCUCGUGAUGGCAAGCUGCGGCUCCUUUCCAAGCUACUGGCAAGCAAAACAAGGGAAGAGGUGGCCCAACUGAUGUCAGAAAAAACCAAUGGUGCCACGCCACUUCUCAUGGCAGCCCGCUAUGGUCACCUCGACAUGGUGGAAUACUUGUUGGACCAUUGCUCUGCCUCGAUAGAGGUUGGUGGCUCGGUGAAUUUUGAUGGUGAGACCAUCGAGGGAGCUCCGCCGCUGUGGGCAGCAUCGGCCGCCGGCCACUUGAAGGUUGUCCAGUGUCUGUUGGAUCAUGGUGCGUCUGUCAACAACACAACGCUGACAAAUUCAACGCCUCUUAGAGCUGCCUGUUUUGAUGGUCACCUGGAAAUAGUCAAGUACCUUGUGGAGCACAAAGCAGACCUGGAAGUAUCAAACCGUCACGGGCAUACGUGCUUGAUGAUCUCAUGUUACAAAGGCCACAAAGAAAUAGCUCAGUAUUUACUUGAAAAAGGAGCGGAUGUGAACAGAAAAAGUGUUAAAGGAAAUACAGCACUACAUGACUGUGCAGAAUCUGGAAGUUUGGAGAUCAUGAAGAUGCUUCUCAAAUAUUGUGCUAAAAUGGAAAAGGAUGGUUAUGGAAUGACUCCCCUUCUGUCUGCCAGUGUGACAGGCCACACAAAUAUAGUGGACUUUCUGACCCAGCAUGUACAGACCAGUAAGGCUGAGCGCAUAAAUGCCCUGGAACUUCUAGGAGCAACAUUUGUGGACAAAAAGAGAGAUCUGCUUGGUGCUUUGAAGUACUGGAAAAGAGCUAUGGAAAUGAGAUACAGUGAUAGGACUAACAUCCUCAGCAAACCUGUGCCACAAACACUAAUUAUGGCUUAUGAUUAUGCUAAAGAGGUAAACAGCUCAGAAGAGCUAGAAAAUCUUAUUGCAGACCCAGAUGAAAUGAGAAUGCAGGCAUUAUUAAUUAGAGAACGUAUUCUUGGCCCUUCACACCCAGACACAUCCUACUAUAUUAGAUACAGAGGUGCUGUGUAUGCAGACUCUGGAAACUUCAAGCGUUGCAUCAAUUUAUGGAAGUAUGCUUUGGACAUGCAGCAGAGCAAUCUUGAUCCUCUAAGCCCUAUGACAGCCAGCAGUUUGCUGUCAUUUGCUGAACUUUUCUCUUUCAUGCUUCAGGAUAGGGCAAAAGGCCUGCUAGGCACUACUGUCACUUUUGAUGAUCUGAUGGGUAUACUGUGCAAAAGCGUUCUUGAAAUAGAACGGGCCAUGAAACAAAGCCAAUGUCUUCCUGAUCCAGUACAGCUGAACAAAGCUCUUUCCAUCAUUUUGCAUUUAAUUUGCUUGUUGGAGAAAGUACCUUGCAGCUCAGAACAGGAACAUUUUAAGAAACAAACUAUUUACAAGUUUCUUAAGCUUCAGCCUAGAGGAAAGAAUAACUUCAGUCCACUUCACCUUGCUGUUGACAAUAAUACUACAUGUGUCGGUCGCUACCCAGUUUGUAAAUUCCCCUCUCUACAAGUUACUGCUAUCCUGGUGGAAUGUGGUGCUGAUGUAAAUGUCAGAGACUCUGAUAACAACAGUCCAUUACACAUUGCUGCACUGAACAACCAUCCAGACAUCAUGAAUCUUCUUAUCAAGUCAGGUUCACAUUUCGAUGCCACAAACUCAUGUAAACAAACAGCUAGUGAUUUGCUGGAUGAGAAGGAAAUAGCAAAGAAUUUAAUCCAGCCCAUAAAUCAUACUACUUUGCAGUGUCUUGCUGCUCGUGUAAUAGUGAAUCAUAACAUAUCCUAUGCAGGGCAUAUCCCUGAAAAACUAGAGAACUUUGUUUUACUCCAUAGAUGAUAGUGUGGCGUUCCAGAGUACUGUUCUUUAAGCACGACAUGGUGAUAUUUUCCUUGAGCACCGUUGUGAUACACCAGCGUUCCUUUAGCUUGCUCCAUUUUGCUCUCAUUGCCUAGUGUUGUUAGCAUCAGAUUUGCAGAGUUGGUUACCCAGUAUUUAAUAUGAAUAUGCCAUAUAAUAUAUUUUGUGGAUUAUUUAGAAAUGUAAUGCCAUAUUUAGACUUUAAAUUGUCUGCCAAAGGCUUGUCCUUUCUGGUCUUAUUUGCCUGUUGGGUGUUUGGGACUGAGUUAAGUAUUUUCCACUGAUGUCUUUUUACUAUAACUGGUAUGUGGAUUUUAUACAGUUGGAAGGUCAUCUUUUUUUGGUUUUGCUUGAGUGUUUCUACUCCUACUCUCUUCUUUUUCUAUGGACUCAUUGCUAAACUGUGCAAGUUGUAUGGACUUGUUAACAUUUGCAACUACCAUAAGUGCUUUUAUCUUCUCUAUGCACUGGCUUAAACAUGACUGUUGUGUGUGAGCAUAUUUCUAUGCAUCACUUGGCCAAUUUCAACUUAAAUGCCAAUCUUGUUUUGCAGUUUGUUUAAAGCUCUCUUGAGAAUGCUGUCUUCAUAGCAUGAUGAAUUUUGGAGUUAUUUAUCAGCUCUCCAAACUUGGGUUUGACUUUUUUGACUGCUUUAACUGAGGUUGCUUUCCUUUUGAUCCUCUGGAAUUUUUUCCUAAACUGGGGAGAAGAAAAUCUUGCUUUUUCUGAUUGUAGUCCACUUGAACUUUAAAUCUGAAAAUUGUUCUGUUGCAUCGUGCAGCUGGGGGAAGAGUCCUCAUGGUGUACAACUGAUGCCUUCCCCUCUGCACUGUCUUGCUUGUGCCAGUUAUGUGACUAGAUGUGAAGUUUGCUCAAAGUUUAACCUCAAACCUUAAUGAUACACUUCUUUGAGAAAUAGAUCAAAUAUAUGCUCUGCUUUAAAAUCUGCAAAUCAGCUUUAGCUUACAAAAGAAAACUAAAGCAUGUUGAUGGCAUGAUGUUUAUCAGUCCAGAUGUAGACAUCAUAUAGUGUAGUAAGUGGCUGUCUGCCAGGGUAUUGAAAGUUCUAUAGCAGUGUCCUUUUUUUUUUUCUUCAUUUUAAGUAUCUUUAUAAAUACUUGCAUGGAUUUUUCAUCUCUGCUAUGUCAGUUGUACUUAACAAAAGCAUAAGUUCUGUUGUGUAUAUAGCUCCUAUUAAAGUACCUAUUUUUUAUAAUAUUUGCACAACAGCUUAGCUUUUGCAACAGAAAGGGCUCUUUUGACUUGAUAAGAAGUCUAUAAAUGAAGAUCAUAAAUGUGAGUGCGAUUCAGGUAAUUAAUAUAAUUCAGCACUUUACUGUUGAUUAAUAGUAGGAUUUAUUAUGGCACAUUAGCCCUAAAAUGUCUUAAAGUGAAAUUAAUUUCUGUUGGAUAGGAUACAGUUUACUUGCAAAUUUAGUCAUCUAGCAUUUUGGGUAUUUUUGGCUUAAUGUUUCAUCUUAGUUGUGGGCAGUAAGUGUACCUAUGGGGUUCUUGCUCCAGAAAUCUAACUGGUUUUAUGCCUUUGUCAGAGAUAAGAGAUGUUUAGAAUCCAAAUUAGUUAGGUUAGGAAGGUCUUUGUAAUACUUUAAUUUUUAAGUUGAUGUUAGAAUACUUUUGUUAUUUGUGGUUGAACUUGAGGAAGAACAUGUCUUGGGAGCACAUAAGAACAGCCCUUCCUUGUUCUUGUUCUGUUUUGGCAUUCCUGCCAGUGUAUGGCAGUGUACAGGUGCCUACUAGCUUAGCCAUUUUUGCAAAAACUAUGGGGAUGUUUUUAAGCAAAGAUAUGUUGAAAGCAGUGCUGUUUGUGUGUUGUCACUACCAGACUUGCUGUUUUGAAGCAAUUUUCUCUGGUUUGUCCCUUGCCGUGUCUAUGUUGUAUACUAUUACAAGAAUCAUAGAAUCAUUUAGGUUGGAAGAGAUCCUUAAGAUCAUUGAGUCCAACCCUUAACCGAGCACUGCCAAGUCCAGCACUAAACCAUGUCCUUAAGUGCCACAUCUACACGUGUUUCAAAUACCUCCAGCCAUGGUGACUCAACUGCUUCCUUUGGGCAGCCUGUUACAUUGGUUAACCACUCUUUCCACUAAGGAGUUUUUCCUAGUAUCCAAUCUGUAUCUCCCCUAAUUCAGCCUGAGGCCAUUUCUCCUUGUAUUGCUUGUUACUUGGGAGAAGAGGCCAACCCCUGCCUUGUGAAGUAAUUGUAGAGAGUUGUAAGUUCUCCACUGAACCUCCUUCUCUCCAGGCUGAACAACCCCAGCUCCAUUGGCUACUCCUCAUCGGACUUGUGAUCCAAACCCUUCCCCAGCUCCACUGCCCUUCCCUGGACAUGCUCUGGCACCUUGGUAUCUUUGAUGUAAUGAGGGACCCAAAACUGAACACAGCACUUGAGGCAUGGCUUCACUGUACAGGGGACAAUCACUGCCCUGAUCCUGCUGGCCACGCUGUUGCUGAUGCAGGCCAGAUGCAGGUUUUUCUGGCAUCACACAAGACUAAAGUCUGGUCAGUUGACUGAAUUGCUGUGAUUUGCAGUGCUUAGGACACGUGCCACUCAGCUUUUUAUUUGUGAGGACGUGUAGUUUGAUUUUCGAAUUUAUACAUUUUAAUGCUUUUCUGCUGCUCUUUAGAUGGGGAUAAUCAGCAAAUGAUACCAUACUAGAAUUAUACAUCAAGUCACAAAAUUAAUUAUUUUUGUAUAGGUCUCAGAGAAAAGGUUUUUUAGAGUUUUUUACUUUGGAAUCUGUCCUGCUCUUUGGUGGUUUUAGUUUUAAUUCCUGUCUUUAUAACUGACAAUUAGUCUGUUUAAGAUUCGUUGGUUGGUUGUUCAGCCUGAGGAAGAGAAGGCUGCAGGGAGACCUUGUAUAGGACCUUCCAGUACCUAAAGGAGGCUACAAAAGAGCUGGAGAGAGACUUUUUACAAAGUCAUGGGGUGGAAGGACAAGGGAGAAUGGCUUUAAAAGGAGAAGGGUGAGAUUUAGCUUUGAUAUAAGGAAGAAAUUGUUUACUCUGAACAUGGUGAGGCACUGGCAAAGGUUGUCCAGAGGAGUUGUGGA
Molecule: messenger RNA, 5172 nt
Organism: Melozone crissalis (California towhee)
Lineage: Eukaryota; Metazoa; Chordata; Aves; Passeriformes; Passerellidae
Gene: FEM1C
Product: fem-1 homolog C
Exons: 3
Coding region: 229-2082 (617 amino acids)
Molecular function (GO): protein binding
Source: RefSeq, a predicted model, not a curated record